Molecule: messenger RNA, 1684 nt
Organism: Peromyscus maniculatus bairdii (prairie deer mouse)
Lineage: Eukaryota; Metazoa; Chordata; Mammalia; Rodentia; Cricetidae
Gene: Crlf1
Product: cytokine receptor like factor 1
Biological process (GO): cytokine-mediated signaling pathway; positive regulation of tyrosine phosphorylation of STAT protein
Cellular component (GO): signaling receptor complex; CRLF-CLCF1 complex; external side of plasma membrane
Molecular function (GO): cytokine binding; cytokine receptor activity
Source: RefSeq, a predicted model, not a curated record
AAUUUCGGCUGCUCAGACUUGCUCCGGCCUUCGCAGUCCGCGCCCAGCGACCUGCGGACAGCCCCGAACCCUAAUCUGCACCCCGCAGAGCCUCCCCUGCCCCAUCCCGGCGUUGCAGUCACCGCCCGCUGCGCGCCACCCCCAUGCCCGCCGGUCGCCCGGGCCCCGCCGCCCAAUCUGCGCGGCGGCCGCCGAGGCCGCUGUCCUCGCUGUGGUCGCCUCUGUUGCUCUGUGUCCUCGGGGUGCCUCGGGGCGGAUCGGGAGCCCACACAGCUGUGAUCAGCCCCCAGGACCCCACGCUUCUCAUAGGCUCCUCUCUGCAAGCUACCUGCUCCAUACACGGAGACACGCCCGGGACCACGGCCGAGGGCCUCUACUGGACCCUCAAUGGGCGCCGCCUGCCCUCAGAGUUAUCCCACUUACUCAACACCUCCACCCUGGCCCUGGCCCUGGCCAACCUCAACGGAUCCAGGCAGCAGUCGGGGGACAACCUGGUGUGUCAUGCCCGGGAUGGCAGCAUUCUGGCUGGCUCCUGCCUCUACGUUGGCCUUCCCCCUGAGAAGCCUUUCAACAUCAGCUGCUGGUCCCGGAACAUGAAGGACCUCACUUGCCGCUGGACCCCGGGUGCACAUGGGGAGACAUUCUUACACACCAACUACUCCCUCAAGUACAAGCUGAGGUGGUAUGGUCAGGACAAUACAUGUGAGGAGUACCACACUGUGGGCCCUCACUCCUGCCACAUUCCCAAAGACCUGGCCCUCUUCACUCCCUAUGAGAUCUGGGUGGAAGCCGCCAACCGUCUGGGCUCAGCUCGGUCUGAUGUGCUCACCUUGGACGUCCUGGACGUGGUGACCACGGACCCCCCACCCGACGUGCACGUGAGCCGUGUUGGGGGCCUGGAGGACCAGCUGAGCGUCCGCUGGGUCUCACCACCUGCUCUCAAGGACUUCCUCUUCCAAGCCAAGUACCAGAUCCGCUACCGAGUGGAGGACAGCGUGGACUGGAAGGUGGUGGAUGACGUCAGCAACCAGACCUCCUGCCGCCUAGCGGGCCUGAAGCCCGGCACUGUGUAUUUUGUCCAAGUGCGUUGUAACCCAUUCGGGAUCUACGGAUCGAAAAAGGCGGGAAUCUGGAGCGAGUGGAGUCACCCCACCGCUGCCUCCACCCCUCGAAGUGAGCGCCCGGGCCCGGGCGGCGGGGUGUGCGAGCCGCGGGGCGGCGAGCCCAGCUCGGGCCCGGUGCGGCGCGAGCUCAAGCAGUUCCUCGGCUGGCUCAAGAAGCACGCGUACUGCUCGAACCUCAGCUUCCGCCUGUACGACCAGUGGCGUGCUUGGAUGCAGAAGUCACACAAGACUCGAAACCAGCACAGGACGAGGGCAUCCUGCCCUCGGGCAGACGGGGCACGGCGAGAGGCCCUGCCGGAUAAACUCUAAGAACAAGCCAUCCUCCUGCCUCUUGCAGACCCGGAGGCUCGCCCCUGCUCCUCUGGACUCGCUUCGGGGGAACCGGAGAAGCAUCACCAGGGGCUGGGGCGAGCAGAGUGAGCUCCCACUGCCACAGAUCUGGUCCGCACGAGGGUCAACCUUGGGUGUACCCCAGUGUGGACACGGCUGGAGUAAUGACUUUGGUGACCCAGGGUCCUCCAAGAGUCUCCUUAAAUAAAAGGGUUGUUCGGGUCCUCUGA